Messenger RNA from Silurus meridionalis, 554 nucleotides. Its product is annotated as interferon-induced GTP-binding protein Mx-like. Bases 127 to 429 code for a protein of 100 amino acids. Gene Ontology annotation, molecular function: microtubule binding; GTPase activity. The transcript has 5 exons. NCBI's taxonomy places the organism in Eukaryota, Metazoa, Chordata, Actinopteri, Siluriformes, Siluridae. Gene Ontology annotation, biological process: defense response to virus. The record is from RefSeq and is a predicted model, not a curated record. Gene Ontology annotation, cellular component: membrane; microtubule; cytoplasm.
AACUACUCUCUCUUUCUGUCUCACACACACUCACACACACACUCAGUCUAUUAGAAACCUCCUCCAACAAUCUUUUUGCAAAGUUAAGAGCAAGAAACCAUCAUCCUGGUGGUGGUGCCAUGUAACAUGGACAUUGCCACUACUGAAGCACUGAAGAUGGCUCGGGAAGUUGAUCCAAAUGGUGAGAGAACCCUGGGCAUCCUAACAAAGCCUGACCUGGUGGAUAAACGCAUGGAGGAUGUGGUGGUGUCCAUCAUCAAUAACGAAAUCGUUUACUUCAAUAAAGGCUACAUGAUUGUCAGGUGCAGAGGAGCUCAAGGAUUGUCUCUCCGUACGAAGAGAUCAAGAAUAACAAGAACUUCUUCGAAAAUCACCCACAUUUUCAAACAUAGGAGUGGUUUUACCGACACAAGGUUUGAUUUCGUUUAAGGAAUCAAUCAUUUUGGGCAUCUGUGUGUGUACCCGGCUCGAAUUUCCAGGAAAACGCAGAGGGACUCGGUGUAGGGAGUUAAACGGAAUCAGUUUGAUUUGUAACAUUUAUUGAUCAGUUCGUG